UCUUCUAUAAAAAGGCUAGAGGCCAUUGUUUUUCAUCACAGCCUUCUCUUGUUUAACUGCAAAUACUAUUAAGCUUCUUGAAAUCAACAGGGAAAAGAUAUGUCUCUAGGUGGUCAGUUGGAAACUGAUGUAGAGAUCAAGGCUCCUGCCAAGAAGUUUCAUGAUGUCUUCAGCUGCAGACCUCACCACAUUUCCAAUGUCUGCCCUGAAAAGAUACAGGGUGUCGAUUUACAUGAAGGUGAUUGGGGAAAUUCUGGAUCUGUAAUCUGCUGGAAUUAUAUGCAUGAUGGGGUUCCUGAAGUUGCAAAGGAGAUAAUUGAAGCCAUAGAUGACGAGAAAAACUCAACCAAUUUCAAAGUGAAUGAAGGACAUCUGCUGGAGAAGUACAAGAAUUUCCAUCUCAUUGUUCAAGCCACUCAAAAGGAAGAGGGCAGCUUGGUGCAUUGGAUUUUGAAGUAUGAGAAGGUGAGUGAGGAUAUUCAAGAACCAAAAGGGAUGCUUAAAUUGGCAAUCGAUGUUACCAAAGAUAUUGAUGCUCACCUUAUGGAGCAGGCUAAUUAGAUCUGCAGAGAUUGCUUAAUAAUGAAUAAUAAAUAAAAUAAUAUGUAUGUGGGUGUGUGUGUGAUUUGUUUAAACAUGUUGGCGUAAUUACGUGCCCUAUAAAUAUGAAGUACUGGCCUAUUGGAAUUAUAUCAAGUGCUUGUAUAAUAAAUGAUUUGAAGUAUUUUAUUGUGACAGCUUUCUUAAGUCUUGAAUAUGAAUAAUAUUUAUGUACUUGUCGAGUGUUUUCUA
Pistacia vera is the source of this 792-nucleotide messenger RNA. RefSeq names its product MLP-like protein 43. Gene Ontology annotation, biological process: defense response. The record is from RefSeq and is a predicted model, not a curated record. The coding region runs from base 100 to 561 and encodes 153 amino acids. NCBI's taxonomy places the organism in Eukaryota, Viridiplantae, Streptophyta, Magnoliopsida, Sapindales, Anacardiaceae. The transcript has 2 exons.